Annulohypoxylon maeteangense is the source of this 4262-nucleotide messenger RNA. Its product is annotated as T-complex protein 11-domain-containing protein. Lineage: Eukaryota; Fungi; Ascomycota; Sordariomycetes; Xylariales; Hypoxylaceae. The record is from RefSeq and is a predicted model, not a curated record. The transcript has a single exon. Bases 569 to 3613 code for a protein of 1014 amino acids.
GUUUAUUACCUUAGCCAACUUUCUUUUCUUACUGCGUUUUCUUCUUUCGUUUAUUAUUCUGUUUUUUUUUAUUCUUCCCUUUCUGUCCGUUUGACUCGGGAUCCUGCAGUGCGAGUUCUGCAACUUUCCGCCCUCGUUGCGGCUCGCUUUUUUACCAUUGUAUUUACUUCCAUCUUAUCUCAUUCCACUUCAUCUUCUUUUUCCAGUUACGCUGUAGGAUUCGUAUUCUUUUCCCUGCGCUUCUUGCGGCCGCAACCACCAUCGUUUCAAUCCUAUUCGUUCCCACUUUACCUACCGUAGCGUACCGUGGAAGUGCGUCACUUUGUUGUUGGCCCGAGCCGUGGUUGGAGAAACGCCACGCCAAACGGAUAGUGACAAGAAUACAAGACUCGGUUAUUUCACACGAAUUAUACAAAGACACACCGCGAUCCAGGCGUAUCAAACUCCUUGUUGCAGGAAAAAGCAGAUCGCUCUGUUGUGUUGCGCCAUUUCUCUUAUUUCUUACCUGCAUUAGAAUUGGCUUAGAUCAGUACGUUUAUAACGUACGCCCCAAUCCGACAUAGUCACAAUGCGUCGCGUUUCUGCAGACCUAUCCGACCCAUCUCGAAACAUCGAGGAAUCUGUAGGCACUCCGGACCCGUCAUCUCUGGACUGCGAUCUAGAUAUGGCUUUGAUGACGACAGAGGAGGAUAGCACCAGAAUAUAUACCCCACCUCCGCACAUUGCCGCACGUUUUUACCGGCCUACCCAAAAUCGUCGAAAAGAUUCGGCUGCCUCGUCGCGUCGAAACUCCAUCUCUUCUGCGCAGUCGCGGUCCUCUCAUGGUUUCGUUCAUAAUGUCGGUCCUCAGAGCAAGUAUAUUGCCCAGCAAAUGCGACGUGCUUCUAUCCUGGAGGAUCGGAAAGCGCGCUUGGCUGAUAGGGCCGCGCACGCCGAAAAGGUGCGCCUAAGAGCAGCACUUGCGAAGGCUGCCACCCAGAAGAGCUCCAAUAUUGAAGAGCGGGCGUUAGCUGCUGCUCAAGCCAGAGAAAAAAAUCUGGCUGAAAUUGUCGCAGCGUGCGCCGAAGAGGUAAAGCGGGCUAAGGCAGUGGCCGAAAGCAUGAAAGAAAAGAGGGAGCAGGAGUUGCGUAAACUUAAAGCUCAGAUGGAGGAGCGAUUAGCCGAGGCUGAAAAGAGGAGGGAAGAACUACGCAGUCGUCAUGCUGCUAGACGAUCUAGAGGUCAAAGUAUCAUGACUAAGAAGUCUGAUACCAGCAGUUUGCCAGAGGAGGACGAGCACGAAUCUUCAAGCAUGAGUGAUGUCGUUCUCAUGAGUGAGGAUGUUGCAGUGUCCAAGAUCCAAUGGUGGUGGAGAGGAGUGCUGAAGAGGAAGGCCGUGCACCAGUUCUCCGAGCUCGGUUUAAAUAUCGACAGCGUUCGGGAUACUUCUUUCGAGCAAGUGACUGAACUCCUUGCACAAGAGAAUGUUCUCGUACUUACGGCGAGAGUAUUGGGUAUAUGUGGCCUACAAGAGGGUGAGGUAGGGUCAGUGAAUGAGAUGACUGCUGUCCGAACCUUCUUGAGCGCCUUCUUGAUAUUAGGCCACCCUACCCAGGUUCUUAGCAAUAAGGACCACAGAGGAGAACAGGAGCAGGUUGGAUCCUCUCAAGGGCAACCCAUACCUCAUGAUGACCUGGCUAAUCCACAGUUACAGGAUCUCGUUGCCAAGGCGCGAGAUUUGCUCAUCUCGUUCGAGAAUAUACUAUCCCGACUGACGUCACUGAACAACUAUACGACUCCACCGGCGAUACAAGGAGCCUUGUCAGAAUCAUAUGCGACGUUUCACAAUGCCUUCAUAUCGUGGAAGGCCCGCGAUUCGAAUGCAUUAGUCGAAGUGAUGCUCUUGCAAUUCGUAGAACUUGACGCAAUCCUUCAAAGCGUCAAGGAUCGCACCGAAGAAGUUGUUGCCGAAUCAUACCGAGAAAGUAUCAAGGAAAAUCAACUCAUGUUGAUGGUUCGGAUCAAGAGACUCGCCGGUCCCGAGCAGGGAAAGAGAAUGAUAUUCGAGGCCGUCAAGCAGGCGAGGAAAGCUAGGGCCGCAAAGAAGCCUGCGGGUGACAUGAGACCAAGAGUUGCAGAACAUUCUUUAAGUAAUGGCAACUCGGCUGAAGACAAUGCAACAGCAGAGCGUGUUGUUUCGCAACUCCAGACCCUCACGCCGCCACCGACUCAACUAAGAGAGAAGGAGCUGAAGCAAAGUGUACUUCAACCAAGCUAUCCCCCGAUACUUCCGGAUAAUCGGAUUAUUGUUCAUGAAUUGGCCAUCAAUCGCGAGUAUCGUAUCGAGUACCAGCAUUUUCAAGAGCAGCACAAGCUUCGUCUAAUUCCUCUCUUCGACGAUUUGAAAGCCAACCCUGGGGACGAGGAGAAGGAGUUCCAUUACCUUAUUAUAAUGGCCAAUUACAUCCGGGAAAGACUUCAACAUCUGGUCCAGCCCGGCACGCCUAUGCAUACAUUCAUUGGCGAAAUGCUCGACACUGAAGUUGCACAGCGGCAAUUUUUAGCUGGUAGCUUUUCGUACCAGCAGUUCUUCUCGUCAAUUGGAUCUCUCCUUCCCAAGCUCUGCGCACCAGUUCGCGACGACGAAGUCAAGGACUUGGUGGAGAAUAAGCUUAGCCAAGGGGAUGUUGUCAAUCGUCUUGAAGCGCUACUGUCGUUCAUCGAUACUAUGCUCUACGACUACGCGAAUUACAUGUUGCAAGUCGUAGCACCAAGUCUCGUAGAGCACGCUUCCGUGUAUGAGACUAAAAGAUUUGCUGAGGACCUAGACAAUGGCAAUAUCACGUUAUCUCAUGCGGAAACUUCAUGGCGAAACGCACGUAAUAAGGUGCACGCGGAAGUGGCUCGCCGUGAUCCUGAGGGGAUCAAUCACCCACGCUCACGACCCACUCCGGACAAGAUAUACUGGCAAAUGUUGUUGGACGAGUUUACACAGCCAUCUCCAUUAGAUGACACUGUACCAGAGCCACUUGCUCUUGAUGUCAAACGCCGCGCACAUGUCGGCUGCCAGACUAUACGUAUCGUUACCGCUGGUGCCAUUCUCCUCCAAUGCAAGAACAUGCUCAAACGCGAUGUCCGGGCCCCUUGGAAGACAGAAGCCGGUCGCAUCUUUACGGUUCUUGAAUCCAUGGACGACGAUACGAAACCACUCCCCCAGUCUACAGCUAUUCACGGCAUCAUGGCAGCGCUAGAAGCUGGACGAUCGAUGCCUACUGCCACAAAGACACAUCUACAAGCCCUUGUAACCAAGGUGCUCACCGCUAGUAUAGAUGCGAGGCGCGAAAACACAGACCCGAGAGAGCCUGUGUUGAAAUUGCUCCUGACGCGAAUGAGGGGUCACAUCCUAGCUAGGAUACAAGCUGGUUCUGCAAGCGAGAAGGUCAAGGCGACCAGUACAGCCGGGGAGAAGCUCGCCAGUCUCGGAUUACCUGAAUUUGUAGAGAAGAUACGAGAUAUGGUUGAUGAAAUUGUUAGGGUGGGAGCCGUAGAUCGGGAAGCCCACGGAAUAUGGUGGGAAGAGGUCGCCGAGAAUGUGAGCAAGGAAGACUCUACUCCUAGUCCGGCGGCCGUAUAGUUUUAGGGGGCAUCAACGGUUGGGGAUUUCAUAAGUUUUCAACACUACUAAGACGUCGGGUACACAUCAUGAAGGGGUAUCGGUCAUCGACUCGGAUUCACGUAUCUGGGUUUCGGUUUAUUUCUGGGACAGGGCGUUCUUUCAGGUUGGCAUUUCACAUUUGCGGGGACGAAGGAUGGGUUGUACUUUUUGGAACAGGCUGGAUGCCGCGUUUGGAGGGAUACCUUUUGCAUCAGCGCAUAUUCGAGUUCGUUGUGGUUGCUUAGUAUUGCUUGGAAGUUAGCUAUCGUAUACAUACAGGUCUAGCUGAUCUGGGAGAAUAGAUGCUACAGCAGCGAACAGUUUUCAUGGGACGCACACAAUCAAUUCAGAACGCAAGAUAUACGCAAUAAUGCCUCCAGUGCCUCCUAUAUUUGUGGCUAUUCGCAACCGUGGUUCUAUAGAGACUUGUAUGAGGUAGGUAUCUAGGUACCUACUGUGUGGCGUUAACAACCGACCUGGCACCUGGGAAGCAGCUGUCCCAAUUUUUCAUUAAGCAUCCGAUCACGUGAUAGCGAGACGGCGGGGCAAACGCGAGGCGCCACAGCGCGUCUUACACUUCAAGGUUCUUUCUUAUCCCAAGCUCAGGCAGCAUCGUCUCAGAUACUAG